Messenger RNA from Impatiens glandulifera, 477 nucleotides. RefSeq lists its product as uncharacterized. The record is from RefSeq and is a predicted model, not a curated record. Bases 1 to 477 code for a protein of 158 amino acids. The transcript has a single exon. NCBI's taxonomy places the organism in Eukaryota, Viridiplantae, Streptophyta, Magnoliopsida, Ericales, Balsaminaceae.
AUGUACACUUCUAAUCAAAACUCUUCAUCAUCAUCACCAUCCGACCAUAACAAUAACAAAUCCAACCUUCCUCCCAUCAGUCCAAGAAUCUCCUUCUCAAAUGACUUCGCCGAAUCCCAUCGCUACCAUCGUCAUCACAAACCCCCAAACCCAUCUUCUUCAGCUGCAGCCGCCGCAGCAUCUUCGGAUUUCGAGUUCUGUGUCCCGACCGGAAACAAUUCAACCAUGAUUGGAGCUGAUGAGUUGUUCUUCAAAGGAAGACUUUUGCCUUUGAAACAAGGCACGACCACUCUCAGGGAGGAGCUAAUGGUGGAGGAAGGUAAUCAAAGUGUUAUUGGUCGUCGUCUGAUGUCUCAUAUGAGGCCUCCAUUGAAGGGGUGGAAGGAAUUGUUGGGUCUUAGAAAGGGAGGACAUAAUAGUAAUGGAUCGAAGAAAUCUUCUUCUGCCAAGAACAAUGAUCAGGAAUUAAGUGGGUAG